Messenger RNA from Opisthocomus hoazin, 4299 nucleotides. Lineage: Eukaryota; Metazoa; Chordata; Aves; Opisthocomiformes; Opisthocomidae. The record is from RefSeq and is a predicted model, not a curated record.
UUCACCGCCGAUCUCCACAAGCACCCGGAGAUCCUCAAUGUCUCCGACAGCGAUGUUCUCCACAACUUCCUCAAUGGCAACUUCUCCCUGCCCAACGCCAGCGUCCUGCUCCAGCAGCUGGACACCAUCGACAACGCCGCCUGCGGCUGGGUCCACUUCAUGGCCAAGGUCAGCGUGGACAUCUUCAAAGGCUUCCCAGAUGAGGAGAGCAUCGUCAACUACACGCUCAACCAGGCUUACCAGGACAACGUCACGGUCUUUGCCAGUAUGUCCCCGAGAACCAGCCCCGUCGCAGGGAUCCCUGAAGCCGUGUCCCUCUCCAGCUGUGCCCCAGGCUGGGGACACUGGCUGCGGGAUCUGCCCACCUCCGCGGCCCCUCUGCCCGCUCAGCGUGGCCUCUCCUCCUCCCCAGACAUGAUGGAGCGCGCCCUCAUCAACACGUUCGUUGGGCAUGACGUGGUGGAGCCCGGCAACUAUGUGCAGAUGUUCCCGUACCCGUGUUACACCCGGGACGACUUCCUCUUCGUCAUCGAGCACAUGAUGCCCCUCUGCAUGGUGAUCUCCUGGGUCUACUCGGUGGCCAUGAUGAUCCAGCACAUUGUGACGGAGAAGGAGCAUCGCCUGAAGGAGGUGAUGAAGAUGAUGGGCUUGAACAACGCGGUGCAUUGGGUGGCUUGGUUCAUCACCGGCUUCGUCCAGCUCUCCAUCUCGGUGACGGCGCUCACCGCCAUCCUGAAGUACGGCAAGGUCCUGAUGCACAGCGACGUCCUCAUCAUCUGGCUCUUUCUCGCCAUCUACGCAGUGGCCACCAUCAUGUUCUGCUUCCUGGUGUCGGUGCUCUACUCCAAGGCCAAGCUGGCCUCUGCCUGCGGCGGCAUCAUCUAUUUCCUCAGCUACGUGCCCUACAUGUACGUGGCCAUCCGGGAGGAGGUGGCACAUGACAAGAUCACGGCCUUCGAGAAGUGCAUCGCGUCCCUCAUGUCCACCACGGCCUUCGGGCUGGGCUCCAAGUACUUUGCGCUGUACGAGGUGGCCGGUGUGGGCAUCCAGUGGCACACCUUCAGCCAGUCGCCCGUGGAAGGUGACGACUUCAACCUCCUGCUGUCCAUGAUGAUGCUGAUUGUGGAUGCUGUGGUGUACGGGGUGCUCACGUGGUACAUUGAGGCCGUGCACCCAGGGCAGUUCGAUAAAAUGAAGUCACCCUUCGAAUGGGACAUCGUGACGCGGGGGCUUGUUGCCAUGACAAUUGAAGGCUUCGUCGGCUUCUUCAUCACCAUCAUGUGCCAGUACAGCGGGAGGGGGGAGGCUGAGGAGAUGCGGGGCAUCGAGGAGGAGCCAACCCACCUCCCCCUGGUCGUCUGCAUCGACAAGCUCACCAAGAUCUACAAGACGGACAAGAAGCUGGCGCUGAACAAGCUGAGCCUCAACCUCUACGAGAACCAGGUGGUGUCCUUCCUGGGGCACAACGGCGCGGGCAAAACCACCACCAUGUCCAUCCUCACCGGCUUGUUCCCUCCGACCUCGGGCUCUGCUACCAUCUACAGCCAUGAUAUUCGGACGGAGAUGGACGAGAUCCGGAAGAACCUGGGCAUGUGUCCCCAGCACAACGUGCUCUUUGACAGGCUGACGGUGGAGGAGCACCUCUGGUUCUACUCGCAGCUCAAGAGCAUGGCGGAGGAGGAGAUCCGCAAGGAGAUGGACAAGAUGAUCGAGGACCUGGAGCUCUCCAACAAACGCCACUCCCUGGUGCAGACCCUCUCGGGGGGGAUGAAGAGGAAGCUGGCCGUGGGCCCCCCGCGGGCCGUGAUCUUGGACGAGCCCACGGCUGGCGUGGACCCGUACGCGCGCAGGGCCAUCUGGGACCUCAUCCUCAAGUACAAGCCAGGGAGGACCAUCCUGCUCUCCACACACCACAUGGACGAGGCCGACCUGCUGGGUGACCGCAUCGCCAUCAUCUCCCACGGCAAGCUCAAGUGCUGCGGCUCCCCGCUGUUCCUGAAGAGCACCUACGGCGAUGGCUACAAGCUGACGGUGGUGAAGAAGCAGUCGGACGCCAGGAAUGGCACAGGUCUGGGGGGCAAUGGGACCCCCUUGGCCCACUCCUCCGUCAGCCCCUGCUCCGAGCCCCGCGUCUCCCAGUUUAUCAAGAAAUACGUGGCCUCCUGCCUCCUCAUCUCGGACACCAACACCGAGCUCUCCUACAUCCUGCCCAGUGAGGCCGUCAAGAAGGGCUGCUUUGAGAGGCUCUUCCAGCACCUGGAGCAGAGCCUGGAGGAGCUGGACCUCACCAGCUUCGGGCUGAUGGACACCACGCUGGAGGAGGUCUUCCUGAAGGUGUCUGAGGAGGACCAGUCUCUGGAGAACAGCGACGUGGACAUGAAAGAGUCCAAGAAGGACGCGGUGGGGGGCAGCUCCUCACGGGGCCCCGUGUCCCCGCGCAGGUUUGGCGAUGGCUACAUGAUCACGGUGCGCACCAAGUCCAGCCUCAACGUCAAGGAGGUGGUGAGGUUCUUCAACCGCAACUUCCCCGAGGCCGUCCUCAAGCCCACGCCUCGGCGGGUGCACACCAAGUCCAGCCUCAACGUCAAGGAGGUGGUGAGGUUCUUCAACCGCAACUUCCCCGAGGCCGUCCUCAAGGAGCGGCACCACACCAAGGCCCAGUACCAGCUGAAGUCGGACCAGAUCUCGCUGGCGCAGGUCUUCAGCAAGAUGGAGCAAGCGCUGCCCGCCUUCUUGGUCUGCGUGGCCAUGACGGUGGCACUCUCCGUGCCCGAGAUCGGUGACCUGCCACCCCUCAUCCUCUCGCCGUCACAGUACCACAACUACACCCAGCCCAAGGGCAACUUCAUCCCUUACGCCAACGAGGAGCGGCGUGAGUACCGCAUCAGGCUGUCUCCUGACGCCAGCCCCCAGCAGCUGGUGAACACCUUCCACCUGCCCUCCGGCGUGGGGGCCACCUGCGUGCUCAAGACGGCCUUCAACAACACGCUGGACCAGCCCGUGCAGACCCUCAACCUCAACAGCAACGAGUCCAAGAUGCUGGCAGCCAAGUACUUCGACGCCAUGUGCAUCGACUCCUUCACCCAGGGCCUGCCGCUCUCCAACUUUGUGCCGCCGCCUCCAUCGCCAGCUCCCUCUGACUACCCCGUCUCGGUGGAUGAGGACCUCCUCCGUGCCUGGAACUCCACGAUCUUCUCCUCCGCUGUCAAAGGUAUCGCCUGCGCUUGGUGCCUGAGCCUGUCCGGGCUGGGGUUCAGCUCCAGCGGGGAGGUGAGACAUCUGCCCCACAGGAGCAGCUCCAGGGACCCCUCGAGUGCCCGUCACUUUGGGCUGGCCGCAGCAGAGCAUNNGCUCUACACCUCAGACCGCUUCCGGCUGCACAGGUACGGGGCACUCACCUUCGGCAACGUCCAGAAAUCCAUCCCGGCUUCCUUCGGGGCCAAGGCUCCUGCCACGGUGCGCAAGAUCGCCGUCCGGAGAACCGCCCAGGUCUUCUACAACAACAAGGGCUACCACAGCAUGCCCACCUACCUCAACGCUCUCAACAACGCCAUCCUGCGAGCCAACUUGCCCAAGAGCAAAGGCAACCCUGCUGCCUACGGCAUCACGGUCACCAACCACCCAAUGAACAAGACGAGUGCCAGCCUGUCCCUGGAUUAUCUCCUGCAAGGCACGGACGUGGUGAUUGCCAUCUUCAUCAUCGUGGCCAUGUCCUUCGUGCCAGCCAGCUUCGUGGUGUUCCUGGUGGCUGAAAAGGCCACCAAGGCCAAACACCUUCAGUUCGUGAGCGGCUGCGACCCCGUCAUCUACUGGUUGGCCAACUACGUGUGGGACAUGCUGAACUACCUGGUGCCAGCCACGUGCUGCAUCAUCAUCCUGUUCGUGUUCGACCUCCCGGCAUACACCUCUCCCACCAACUUCCCCGCCGUCCUCUCCCUCUUCCUGCUCUACGGCUGGUCCAUCACCCCCAUCAUGUACCCUGCUUCCUUCUGGUUCGAGGUGCCCAGCUCCGCCUACGUCUUCCUCAUUGUCAUCAACCUCUUCAUCGGCAUCACGGCCACCGUUGCCACGUUCUUGCUGCAGCUCUUUGAGCACGACAAGGAUCUGAAGGUGGUGAACAGCUACCUGAAGAGCUGCUUCCUGGUGUUCCCAAACUACAACCUGGGCCACGGCUUGAUGGAGAUGGCCUACAACGAGUACAUCAACGAAUACUACGCCAAGAUCGGUCUGGUGGCAGAAAGAUGCCCCAGGUCUGAGCGCCCAAAUCCCGAGCCUGCUCCGGGGUCCGUCCCUGAGUAG